Durio zibethinus is the source of this 1985-nucleotide messenger RNA. RefSeq lists its product as uncharacterized. Lineage: Eukaryota; Viridiplantae; Streptophyta; Magnoliopsida; Malvales; Malvaceae. The record is from RefSeq and is a predicted model, not a curated record.
CGAGAGUAAGGUAGUGAGGCAGUAGCCCCCGAGGGAACAGGGCGAAACCGCGUUAACAAUUAACUCUACAUAUUUUUUCUUUGCCUUUAGCACCAUGUGACUGAACUCAGCUUCUUCUCAUCUUUUCACUUCCCUUUCAUAUAGAUGUACAUCUAUAUAAAAGCUGUUCUUUUACUUGCUUCCAAUUCCUCUCUCUCUCUCUCUCUCUGUCUCUCUCCUUUUUCUUACAUGAACUUUAGACCCAAUCCAAGACUUGAAUCAUUGGAUCUCCAAUAUUAGAUCUUCAGGGCAAUAUCCUAGAGUUUCGCCGAUGGCUCCACUGAUGUACUUCAGUUUCCGUAAGUUACUUGCUUUAUUUGUGUUGAUUUCUAUGCUCCUUUGUGCCUCCAUUGAAAGUCUUGAGCUUCAGACCAAUCGCUUUGGUGCUAGAAGAAGAUUGCUAGAGCUUGAAGGAGAAGAAGACGAGCAGUUGUUGCUAAAGAAAAAGAGCUCCAGUUUAUCCACCAAUAACAACCAAAUCAAGCUCAUCAAAUCUUCAAACCUAUCCACCAAAAACCAGACCAAACUUUCCAAACCUGCCAAUUUAACAAAAGCAACAAAACUCUCUAGUACUCUUUUCAAGUCUGAACUCAAGAAGCUCAAUUCCACUUCCCUGUUAAAGAAGCUCAACUCCACUUCUCUCCUGAAGAAGAAACUCAAUUCCACUUUCCUGUUAAAGAAGCUCAACUUCACAUCAAAAGCCACAAACUCCUCCAAAACCACUUCACUUACCUCCAAAAAAACCUCGGAUCUACUCAAACUAAGCACAUCCAAGAACAAAACAACCACCAAACUCACUUCCAACAAAACACUGGCAGACAAAAAACUGACUGACCCUGAAUCUUCUAAACCUCAAAAGAACUCAAACAAAGAGAAAAACGCCGCAACCGAGAAACCAAAACAACAGAAAAAACAACCAAGCUGGAUUGAUCAGGAAGAUGAUUCUAAUUUGGUUGCGGAGUUCCGAGAUCUACCAACCAAGUUCCAGCAAACUCUUAUCCCAGACCUUGAAAAAAUCUCAACAGCCUCGAAAUCUUACAUAACCAAAUACAACAAACAAAUCACCAAACAAUUCAAACCAUAUGUCGGCAACCAACAUGCCCCUACCAUUGCCACUAUAAUCUCUUUUGCGUUCCUUUUAAUCCCAUUACUCUUAGUUUCCCUCAUAUUUAACCGCAUCAAAGCCUACUUUUCACUCCAAAAAAUCCUCAUUUUCAUCCAAGUUUAUCUCUCGAUUUACUUCUCCAUCCUUGGCCUCACUUCCCUCAUUACUGGGCUCGAGCCACUGAAGUUCUUCUACGCUACGUCGCCAUCCACCUACACCUGCUUACAGGUGCUUCAGACACUUGGAUACGUGCUCUACUUGUUGCUUCUUUUGAUGUAUCUGAUUCUUGUUUUCUCAACUGAGUCUGGACUCGGCUCCAAGUUGUUGGGUUUGGGCCAGAGUUUCGUGGGCUUCUCUGUCGGGCUACAUUACUACGUGGCGGUGUUUCAUAGGAUGGUUUUGCGUCAACCGCCCAAGACUAAUUGGAAGGUCCAUGGGAUGUAUGCCACGUGUUUCCUUGCGAUUUGUCUGUGUGCUGGAGCUGAUAGGAGAAAGAAGGCUUACUUGGAAGAAGGUGGUGAAGAGGGGAAGAAGAAUUAAUCAAUUAAUUUUUUUUUUAAGUACAUUAUUAUAAAUUUAGUUGGUCCAAAAAUUAUAGUACCCAUAAUCUCAGCCACUUAAAAUUUGUAGCAAUAAAGAACAAAAUUGUUUCAUAAAUGAGAUUGGCUGAGAAAUUUCCUGUUUGUUAAUUAUCAUUUUUUUAUUUUCCUUUUUAGUUUUAUAAUUUCUGCACUGUAAUGUUUUGUGGACAUUGUAACACCAUUGAGCAAUCAAAUAUGGUGUUAAUUAUCUUUAACUUCUUGAUUUAAUAAUCAAGAUAAUUUUUAAAAAAAUAUUAAAG